Poecilia latipinna (sailfin molly) is the source of this 1720-nucleotide messenger RNA. It is a transcript of the gene aqp12, whose product is annotated as aquaporin 12. Bases 651 to 1490 code for a protein of 279 amino acids. The record is from RefSeq and is a predicted model, not a curated record. The transcript has 3 exons. Lineage: Eukaryota; Metazoa; Chordata; Actinopteri; Cyprinodontiformes; Poeciliidae. Gene Ontology annotation, cellular component: cytoplasm. Gene Ontology annotation, molecular function: channel activity.
AGCAAUAAAUGUUACAUCUUGUUAAAAGCCAUCUUCAAGAAAAUAUACAUCAGAUAUAUUGAUGAAUGUUCCACUUACUACUAAUCAAAACCAGAUCUAAACAGGUGGGUUUUCAGCCUGGAUUUAAAGGAACUCAGUGUUCCAGCAUCUUUGUGGUUUUCUGGAAGGUUUAUGGUGCUUCUCCCAUGUUUGGUAUUUAUGUGUCAAAUUUUAACAAACAAAAAACAAGUGAAAUGAGUUAUUUCUUUAAAAAAAAUAAAGGCUGUAACAAAAGAUGUGGAAAAAGUGGAUAGUAGUGAAUACUUUCUGGAUGCACUGUAACCUCACCCGUUUUAAAACUCUUAUCUGACAGUGCAUACUGCAGUACAUUUCCUACCCACACCAACAGUGCUGUCGGUGCAGGAAUCAUUGGGCUAACACUGAAUGGAAACCAACAUCAAACAGUCACUGAAAGACAGCCAGCUGCCUGACCUGACAUAAAGGCCUGUGUGUAUUUUGGCAGGUGGUUUUGGGAUAAAAAACCUGACGUGUCUCUGAUAAGAAAUGGGUCUGUGCGUGCGCCACGUUGUCACACAGAAGCUCGGCUGCUGGGUCAACCCUUCAUUCAUUCUUCUUUUACAAGAGACGGAGGACGACACCCGAGGUCAGCCAUGUCUGGACUUAACGCAUCACUCGGGUACUUCCUGUCAGUGGUGGUUUUCGCAGUCUUGGUCCAAACGCUCCUCAGAAAAUGGCCUCGGUUUAGCUUUGUGUCCGAGUUCGCCGCCUCCUUCAUGCUGGUGGCGUGCUGGCUGGAGAUACAGACCAUCGUGGAGGUGGGCCAGUGGGCCGGGGGCCUGGGCCAGGAUGUGACCGUGACCAUGCUGUUUGUUCUGCUGCUGACUCACGGCGUGCUCUGCGCCGGAACGUCGGGGAACCCCAGCCUGGUCGUGCAGAAGUUCCUGCAGCUGGAGGCCGGCACUCUGCCCACGGCGCUCACCGUCACGGCCCAGUUCGCUGGGGCUCACCUGGGCCUGCUGGCAGCCAGGUACUACUGGAGCCUGGAGCUGACCGACAUGCACAUGAUCAAAAACCUCAUGUCGAGAGAAUGUGGCACGUCCCUGCAGGUCUCCGUGGUUCAAGGCUUUUUUACCGAGUGUGCCUGCGCGUUCAUCUUUCAUCUCAUCCAGUUGAAUCUGAGGCGCAGAUCGGCUCUGAUCCGGGUGCCCCUGAUCGCAGUUCUACUCACUUUCUUCUCUCAUGUCGCCAGAAGCUACACCUCUGCUUUCAUGAACCCAUCUCUGGCUUAUGGACUCACCUUCCACUGUCCUGGAUUUACCUUCAAAGAGUAUGCAGUGGUCUACUGGCUGAGCUCUCUCACAGGGAUGAUGUUGGCCCUUCUCCUUUACAUGGGCCACAUUCCCAGGCUUUUUGCCAGGAACCUUCUGUAUUUCCAGAAGACACGCUUCAGAGUGCCGAAAGGAGACAAACAUGAAAAGAAGAAAAAGUGACAGAUGGUAAUAAAAAAAAAGAGACUAUUACAAGAAAUGGUUAGAAGAGGUUUACUUUAACUGAACAGCAAUGGAUGAUGCAUCAUGUGAAAUAUUUGGAAAAAAUGUGAAAGAAAAUUUUUUUUUAGCUUCAUCUUUGUUGUCUAUAUUUAGACAAAAAAAACUUGUGGAAAAAAUGCGCAAUUUGCAGCAUGUAUUCAGUGAAAUAAAUUAAAUGAAAAAAAAAAAAA